Molecule: messenger RNA, 252 nt
Organism: Phytophthora sojae
Lineage: Eukaryota; Oomycota; Peronosporomycetes; Peronosporales; Peronosporaceae
Exons: 2
Source: RefSeq, a predicted model, not a curated record
UGUUUCAAGUGCGGAGGCCUGACGUAUGGUAUAUUCCAGUCUCCGGACGUAGCGAAUGCGCAGGAGGCAAAAACUAUCUACGAGCAGCGCACGGGGCGCAAAGAGGUUCGCGAGCGCUCGCCUAUUCCAGCUCAAGUAAAUGGACUAGUUAACACCACCGUGACGUUGGAUAGUGGAGCUGGGGUCACGCUCAUUCGACCAGAAAUACUGGAGAAACUUCGAAAAACAGACAGCGAGUUGGCCAACCGCGAU